This is a messenger RNA of Spinacia oleracea (spinach), 1688 nucleotides long. Its product is annotated as RHOMBOID-like protein 4. Gene Ontology annotation, molecular function: serine-type endopeptidase activity. Gene Ontology annotation, biological process: proteolysis. NCBI's taxonomy places the organism in Eukaryota, Viridiplantae, Streptophyta, Magnoliopsida, Caryophyllales, Amaranthaceae. The transcript is spliced from 6 exons. The record is from RefSeq and is a predicted model, not a curated record. The coding region runs from base 334 to 1518 and encodes 394 amino acids. Gene Ontology annotation, cellular component: membrane.
AGAUCCGACAUUUAAAACAAGCAAAAAAAAAAAAGAAACACGGGUUUAAGAGAGAGAAAACGGAGGGACGCGGUCAGCACUAAGACAUCGUCUGAACAACGAUUGAGUAAAAAAUAUAAAAGCACUUUGGAAACUACUGAAAUUAGGUGCUAAAUUCAGCCAUGGCAGAUUAACAGAAGCAACCUCCCUUUGAAAAUCCAACCUCAAAGCUACCAUCAUUCGUUGACUUUCUCCCUUAAAUUUACCUCAUUUCAUAAAUUCUGCUACAAAACCUUCUUCAACUUCACCCAUAAAUUCUCUGAUAAAUUCUUUAAAAUUUUCAAAAAUUGAAAAAUGGUGAGAGAUUCAUCACAAGAAAUUCCAUUAACAGGAAACUCAUCAAAUUCAAGAGAAAAUACAAUUCAUCCAGUUGAUAUUGAGGCGAAUUCAGCACACCAAUCAAGAGCAUAUCCGCCGCCCCCAAAUUCAGGAUAUUAUCAAGUCAAGCAUUAUAAGAAAUGGUUUUCAUGGCUGAUUCCUGCAAUUGUAAUUGCCAAUACUAUUAUGUUUAUAAUCACUAUGUAUGUCAAUAAUUGCCCCAAAUAUACUCUCUCUUGUUUAGCCCCGUCUUUCGGUCGCUUCGCUUUUCAGCCUUUUAAGGAAAACCCUCUUCUCGGUCCUUCUGCUACUACGCUUGAUAAGAUGGGGGCUUUAGCUAUAAACAAGAUCGUACAUGGUCACCAGGGAUGGCGUCUGAUAAGCUGCAUUUGGCUACAUGGUGGAGUUUUUCAUCUGCUGGCCAACAUGUUAGGUUUACUAGUUAUUGGAAUUAGAAUGGAGCGGGAAUUUGGUUUUGUACGGAUUGGCUUGCUAUAUGUCAUUGCUGGACUUGGUGGGAGUUUGAUGUCUGGUCUUUUUGUGCGUUCAAACAUCUCCGUUGGUGCAUCGGGUGCUGUUUUUGGGUUACUGGGUGCAAUGCUUUCUGAGUUGAUUAUUAACUGGACCAUAUACAGUAACAAGGUUGCAUCAUUGGUAAUGCUGGUUCUCAUCGUUGCCGUGAACCUAGGGGUUGGAAUUCUACCUCAUGUUGACAACUUUGCUCAUAUUGGAGGGUUUAUUUCGGGGUUUCUCCUCGGUUUUGUGUUUCUUAUCCGACCCCAAUUUGGAUGGGUUAGCCAGAAAUAUAUGUCACCCGGCGCCUCUCUGGAUUCAAGGAGGCCUAAAUACAAGAUAUAUCAGUGUACCUUGUGGAUCGUCUCUCUGAUUGUUUUAAUCGUCGGGUUAGUUGUUGCAUUUGUUAUGCUUUUUAGAGGAAUUGAUGGGAAUGAACAUUGUUCUUGGUGCCAUUAUUUGAGUUGUGUUCCUACAUCAAAAUGGAGCUGUAAUUCGGAGCCUGGAUCCUGUCUGCAAAGCCAACUAGGCAAUCAGAUGAAUUUGACAUGCGUGACCAGUGGGAAGUCCAGAACAUAUAGCUUAUCAAAUAUCACCAAUUCUCAGCUUAAUGGUCUUUGCAGUCAGCUCUGCAGCAACUUUAGAUAAGUGUUGAUGGAUAGAUGUUAAGAUAACCUGAGGUGAAUAUAGAAACUGCCAUGUAAAGCCUUAAUUUUUCUGUUUAUAUAUCGUGCUGAUUUUUGUAAAUUAAGCUCAGAGCCUGAGACAAAUCCAUAAUAUUGUAUCAUCCAAUUGAUUUGUUAAGAGAUGUUAUCAUA